AUAUAGAUUUCUGUGUGUCAAAUAUAUAAAUUUGUGAUUAGUAGUCCAACUGUAACUGUGAUGUUGGUAUUCUCAGCUGUCAAUUGACAGAAUUGAAAAUAUAAUAUAAAUUAUUUAGAAAAAUGUUAAACACAUUGCGAACUAUUGGCAAUGGCCUAAGAAGAACCCUUGGUUCCCGAAGUAUUCAAACAACUUCCGCCCUUCAACAUGAUAGUUUGUUCGUACACAGAGACUCCCCUGAGGAUAAUGUCGACAUGCCAUGGGAAUUUACCCCAGACAAUCAAAAAAGAGUUGAAGCAAUUUUGGCAUGUUAUCCUGAGGGACAUAAGAGAGCUGCCAUGAUUCCAUUGCUGGAUCUUGCACAAAGACAGCAUGGAUGGUUACCAAUUUCUGCCAUGCAUAAAGUGGCAGAAAUUUUGAAGCUGCCCAACAUGAGAGUUUAUGAAGUUGCGACUUUUUACACAAUGUUCAUGAGAAAACCAACAGGUAAGUACCACUUGCAAGUAUGCACGACAACACCUUGUUGGUUGAGAGGCUCUGAUGAAAUCCUUGAAACUGUCAAGAAUGAAUUGAACUUGGGAGUUGGUGAAACUUCUAAGGAUGGUCUGUUCACUAUCUCUGAAGUUGAGUGUCUGGGAGCAUGUGUUAAUGCCCCAAUGAUCCAAAUUAAUGAUGACUAUUAUGAAGAUUUAACUGUGAAAGACACAAAGGAAAUUUUAAAUGAUCUUAAAAAUGGAAAGAAACCUGCACCAGGUCCAAGGAGUGGAAGGUUUGCAGCUGAACCAAUUGGAGAACCAACUUCUUUGAAAUGCGACCCACCUGGCCCAGGUUUUGGAGUUAGAAGUGAUUUGUAAAAUAAAAAUUGUUCAUUAAUGUAUAUGAUUAAAUAAAUAUUAAAUAUUUAGUAUAA
Molecule: messenger RNA, 910 nt
Organism: Aethina tumida (small hive beetle)
Lineage: Eukaryota; Metazoa; Arthropoda; Insecta; Coleoptera; Nitidulidae
Gene: ND-24
Product: probable NADH dehydrogenase [ubiquinone] flavoprotein 2, mitochondrial
Exons: 6
Coding region: 123-854 (243 amino acids)
Biological process (GO): mitochondrial electron transport, NADH to ubiquinone
Molecular function (GO): NADH dehydrogenase activity
Source: RefSeq, a predicted model, not a curated record